AUCUCCCAGUGGCAGGCCCUUCGAUAAAAUCAGGAACUUGCGCUGGCCCUGCAAUGUCAAGGGAGGGGGCUCACCCAGGGCUCCUGUAGCUCAGGGGGCAGGCCCGAGCCCUGCGCCCGCCCUGAGUCCGUCCGGCCCCUGACGGGGCGCCCCAUCCUGAGGGGCUCCGCACUGGCCCCCACUGAGGCAGGGGACCUGACCGGCUCGGAGCUCGGCUGGAUGUUACAGGCGUGCAAAAUGGAAGGGUUUCCCCUCGUCCCCCCUCAGCCAUCGGAAGAGCUGGUUCCCUAUGACACGGACCUGUACCAGCGCCAAACACACGAAUACUACCCCUAUCUCAGCAGCGAUGGAGAAAGCCACAGCGACCAUUACUGGGACUUCCACCCGCACCACGUGCACAGCGAGUUCGAGAGCUUCACGGAGAACCACUUCACGGAGCUGCAGAGCGUGCAGCCCCCGCAGCUGCAGCAGCUCUACCGGCACAUGGAGCUGGAGCAGAUGCACGUGCUCGACACCCCCAUGGCGCCGACCCACGCGGGCAUUGGCCACCAGGUCUCCUACCUACCCCGGAUGUGCCUCCCAUACCCUUCCCUGUCCCCGGCCCAGCCUAGCUCGGACGAGGAGGAAGGCGAGAGGCAGAGCCCGCCGCUGGAGGUGUCUGACGGGGAGGCUGAUGGCCUGGAGCCAGGGCCUGGCCUCCUGCAUGGGGAAACAGGCAGCAAAAAGAAGAUCCGCCUGUACCAGUUCCUGCUGGACCUGCUCCGCAGCGGAGACAUGAAGGACAGCAUCUGGUGGGUGGACAAGGACAAGGGCACCUUCCAGUUCUCGUCCAAGCACAAGGAGGCGCUGGCACACCGCUGGGGCAUCCAGAAGGGAAACCGCAAGAAAAUGACCUACCAGAAGAUGGCCCGCGCCCUGCGCAACUAUGGCAAGACAGGCGAGGUCAAGAAGGUCAAGAAGAAGCUCACCUACCAGUUCAGCGGGGAGGUGCUGGGCCGCGGGGGCCUGGCCGAGCGGCGCCACCCGCCCCACUGAUCCCAGGCCCGCAGACCCCACUGGGCCCGCCAGGCCUCCCCGCUGGCCAUAGCAUUAACCCCUCGCCUGGCCCGGACACAGGGAGGCAAGCUCCCAGGGGCCGGGGGCAGGACUGCGGCGGGCCGGGCCUCGCCUCACCCGUCCACUCCCUCCUCCAAGCCCGCUACCCACACCUCUCCUCCCCUCCCGCCAGGACUCCAGCCCCGGCUCCAGGGGGCUCCCUGGGCGUCUGACCCCAGGGAGGGGUCGGCCUUGCUUAGUGUGACCCAGGGUGCUACCUUGGAAGUUGGAAGUCAUCAUAUUUGUGUACAUGGAACCUUUCUUCUUAAGUGUCUCUCCUUUCCCCGACCUCUUUCUUCCCCGUUAGCUUCCUCAAGAAGCAAAUUUAUUAAAGUUAUUCUCCGUGAGUUCUCCUGUA
Molecule: messenger RNA, 1453 nt
Organism: Mustela erminea (ermine)
Lineage: Eukaryota; Metazoa; Chordata; Mammalia; Carnivora; Mustelidae
Gene: SPI1
Product: Spi-1 proto-oncogene
Exons: 5
Coding region: 220-1035 (271 amino acids)
Biological process (GO): regulation of transcription by RNA polymerase II; cell differentiation
Cellular component (GO): nucleus
Molecular function (GO): sequence-specific DNA binding; DNA-binding transcription factor activity, RNA polymerase II-specific
Source: RefSeq, a predicted model, not a curated record